This is a messenger RNA of Letharia columbiana, 1122 nucleotides long. RefSeq lists its product as uncharacterized. The transcript has a single exon. The record is from RefSeq and is a predicted model, not a curated record. The coding region runs from base 1 to 1122 and encodes 373 amino acids. Lineage: Eukaryota; Fungi; Ascomycota; Lecanoromycetes; Lecanorales; Parmeliaceae.
AUGGCCGGCACAAGUUCUAAACCCUUCGUUCUGCUGCUGGGUACCUGCGACACCAAGCUAUCGGAGCUCCUCUACGUACGGUACCAUGUGCUCCAGCAUGGUGUCGGCGUUAAGCUUAUGGAUGUUAGGCGCAACCCUGUACUUCAUCAAUAUAUUGACUACACUCAUGCCCAAGUACUCUCGCAUCUCUCAGUCCAGCGCGAUACGGACUCAAUGGAGCGAGGCCAAGUCAUCAAGACAAUGACCUCGGCAGCGUCCUCUUUAGUAACCGAGCUUCAUUCUCGUAAGAUGAUCACUGCUGCCAUCUGUAUAGGCGGCUCCGGAGGUACAUCUUUGGGAGCAUCAGUGAUGCGCUUCGCCCUCCCAAUUGGCUUUCCCAAAUUGAUAGUCUCAACAGUCGCAUCUGGCAACGUAAGUAAUUUUGUUGGUGAGACUGAAAUCACGAUGAUGUAUAGCGUGGUAGAUGUAGCGGGUCAAAACUCAAUCUUGAAUCCGAUUCUCGAGAAUGCGGCUGGUAUAAUUGCGGGAGCUGCCAAAGCCUUUCAUGAUCGCUCAGAGAAGGAGAAAAAUGAUAAGGUGGCUGAUGAGAAGAGAAAGAAAAGCGUUGCAAUCACAAUGUUUGGUGUUACUACUCCCGCAGUCGAAGCUGCAAGAGCGCAGCUCGAAAGCAAUGGCUACGAAGUCUUUGUAUUCCACGCGACUGGCGUUGGAGGACGGGCAAUGGAGAAGCUCAUUUCGCAGCAUCGAAUCGAUGGUGUGUUAGAUUUGACAACGUCGGAGCUAGCAGACGAACUAGUAGGCGGAAUCAUGAAAGGAGGACCGGACAGACUCACGGCUGCAGCGCGAGCUGGCAUUCCACAAGUGGUGAGCUUAGGAGGUUUGGAUAUUGUCAAUUUCGGACCACGUGCAUCUGUUCCUGCUCAGUUCAAAGCGAGAUUACUUUACGAACACAACCCAGAUACUACGCUUGUACGAACCUCUGUAGACGAGUGUCGCACAUUGGGAAAGCAGAUUGCAGAGAAGUUGAGAACCCAUGUCGAAAAGCCGGACAUGGCACGAGUCUUUAUACCUUUGGGUGGUAUCAGUAUGCUCUCGACAAAAGGGAGGGCCAUACUACGAUAA